This is a messenger RNA of Colius striatus (speckled mousebird), 3836 nucleotides long. RefSeq names its product phosphatidylinositol glycan anchor biosynthesis class M (gene PIGM). The coding region runs from base 50 to 1408 and encodes 452 amino acids. The transcript has a single exon. Gene Ontology annotation, molecular function: alpha-1,4-mannosyltransferase activity; GPI mannosyltransferase activity. Gene Ontology annotation, cellular component: glycosylphosphatidylinositol-mannosyltransferase I complex; membrane. The record is from RefSeq and is a predicted model, not a curated record. NCBI's taxonomy places the organism in Eukaryota, Metazoa, Chordata, Aves, Coliiformes, Coliidae. Gene Ontology annotation, biological process: GPI anchor biosynthetic process.
GCGGCCCGAGUGGGGCCAGCGCUGGUGCCCGUCGCUUUCUCUCUGCCGCAUGCAGCUGCGCGCUCUACUCCCGCUACCUCUCUCCAGCUCGCCGUUCUUCUUCCCGCGCUCCCGGACGGAGCGGCCUGGGAGCGGGCGGGCGAUGGCGAUGCCGGGGCUGGGGCUGCGGGCGGUGCUGAGCGCGGCGCUGCUGGCGAGGCUGGGCUUGGUGCUGUACGGCCUGCACCAGGACCGUGCCAUGCGCCUGCGGUACACCGACGUCGACUACCGGGUGUUCACCGACGCAGCGAGGCUGGUGACUGAGGGGCGGUCACCCUACCGACGGGCCACCUACCGCUACACCCCACUCCUGGCCUGGCUCCUGACACCCAACGUCUACCUCGCUGAGGCCUUCGGGAAGCUGAUCUUCGUGGUGGGGGACUUGGUGGCUGGCGCCAUCGCGUACUGGGACCUGCGGCGCCGAGGAGUGGCCGCCGGCCCGGCCUGCGGGUGCUGCGCGGCUGCCUGGCUCCUCAACCCGCUGCCCAUGGCCGUCUCCAGCCGGGGCAACGCCGAGGCCUUGGUUGCGCUGCUGGUGCUUGCCACCCUGUACUUGGUGGAGGGAGGAAGUGUGGGGAAGGCCGCCGUGUGCUAUGGCCUGGCGGUGCACAUGAAGAUAUAUCCGCUGACCUAUGCACUGCCCAUAGCGUUCCACCUGCAGAGCAGGCAGUGCGGCGGGGACAGGGCGGUGGGUACAAGCUGUGACAGGAAAGCGAAGCCUGCAUUGCUAGUGUACCUCGGGCAGCUUUUCCUAAAGAUGCUGAACCGCAACGUGCUGCUCUUUGGAGCAGUUACUGGAUCAGUGCUGGCUGCCUUGACUGUUGGGUUUUACCACCUCUAUGGCUGGGAGUUUUUGGAGCAUGCCUACCUCUACCACCUGACCAGGAGGGAUAUCCGUCAUAACUUCUCCCCCUAUUUCUACAUGUUGUACUUAACUGCAGAGAGCAAAUGGAGUUUUGCCCUCGGGCUUGCAGCUUUCUUGCCCCAGCUGCUUUUGCUCCUGUUUGUGUCCAUAGCAUUUUACAGAGACCUUGCCUUCUGUUGCUUCCUACACACCACUGUUUUUGUGAGUUUUAACAAAGUAUGCACAUCCCAGUACUUUGUUUGGUAUCUCUGCCUUUUGCCCCUUAUAAUGCCUAGUGUAAAGAUGUCCAAACAUCGUGCUGUGCUGCUUCUCUUUCUGUGGUUUGUUGGACAAGGCCUCUGGCUUGCUCCUGCAUACUUUCUGGAAUUCAAAGGGCAUAACACGUUUUUACUUAUAUGGUUGGCUGGCUUGCUUUUCCUUUUUAUUAAUAGCCUCAUAAUUGUUCAGAUUAUUUCACAUUAUCAAAAAGAAACACAAGUUGCAAAAAAAAUCAAACAAUGGUAACAGGCAAAAACCCAGAAACAGCCCCACUGUCCUUGAUAAAGAUUUUCAUACCUCCAGCUUUCUCUUUACUGUAAAUGCGUGGGUAUUGUACUAACAGAUGUUAUAGGUGAAUGAUACUGUUUCAGGGGCAUGAGGGUACCAGUUGCCCUGAACCGCCCCUUCCUGCCCUGAGCAAUAUCUGCGGGUGUACCUACCUCCCAUGUGGUCCUUGAAACUGUAUUUUAACCUUCUCUCCAGCACUGUCAUCAGCCCUGUUUCCUCCUGCUCUGGGCUGGACUGCGUGGAAGGGCCCUGGAGCAGUUUGUCACUCACUGUGUCUCAGACUGUGGGUAGACUGUCACCAGCACCCAUCUGUACCCUUGUCAGUGAGGGAUGGCCUGUGCUGGGUUUGGUUCUUGCUUGUACCCCAUUAAGGAGUUGACCCUGACACCCUUUUUCUCAUUGCUACCUACAAAGGUCUGUGGCCUCUGUGUAAGAAACAGGAGAUAAUAAAGGGAUGUUUGGAGUUUGACAGUCUUGUACAUUCUAGUAACUGUGUGGGGUGCUGUGCAAGGGUUAAGCUAGUGAAUGAAUAUAAGGCAAUCACUUAGUUUGUAUGCCAGGGUUUAUUUUUUCUUUUCACAAGAACAUUUUAGCUAUACAGUAUUGUGGCCUAUACUUGGUCUUUCUUCAGUGAAGCAGGAAAAGAGUGGUUCUUGGGUUUUGAGGCUUGUCUUACAGAUGUGGCACUAAUUUCCUUCCCCUGGCUUUCCCCAGGAUUAAAAAAAAAAGGCUUUCAGCACCAGCUUGUCUACAUCUUCCACAAGAGGUGUAUCGGCCAAGAGGCUGCUGGCAUACACAGUUUAACAGAAGUGUUUUGUAUGUGCUAUGAGCAUAUGAAGAGAAAGUGUCCUAUGUGUUUUUUUUUUUUUUUCUGAGGAGUUCGAUGUGGCCAAUUAAUGUUUCAUGAGAAAACCAAAGAGGCUCCUCUGUGCUGAGACCUCUGUUCACCCCAUCCAGUGUGAAGGCAAUAGCUCAUUUUCUGUUGCAACUGGUCUUCCAUUACCCAUUUUUUUCUGUUGCAAAUAGCCUGUUUUCUUUCCCCAGAGCAACAUUUUGUAUCUCUUUAACAGACUUGUUUCCAAUCCAUUCCACUCCCCUGUUUUUUUCUCUCCUCUUAUUAAAGAAAGUGAAUGAAAGCCAAUAGGCUUUCCCAACUCCAAAAACCAUUCAAAACCAACAACAAAAAAAGGCAUUCUGAGUUACAGCGUCAUGACAGAAUUGUAUUGGUUUUUAGGUAAGAAGUAAUUUCUUUAUGACAAAUACAUUCUGGAUUCACUAAUAGCUAAACCAUUUUGGGCCUUCAGAAGGCAAGUUCUGCAGUUGCAGGGACUGAAGAGUACCUUCCCCUUGAAGAUCAAUACCAGCCCUUCAGCAAUUAUGUGAGAAAGUCAUGCGUAAAUAAGUUAUAAAAAAGGCUUUUACACAAACUUAGAUUUACAGUUAUCAGUUUAAUAGUCCGAUCUGAGUCCCUCUUUUACGGUGGUUGUUUUGUAAGUAAGCUAGUCACCCAAAUGUGUUUUGGGUUUUGAAAUAAUUCGGUGACUCAUAAAAGCAUGGAAGAAAUGAACUGAAAGAGAUAAACAAGAGAGAUAUUUGAGAGUUUAGAUCUUGCAAAUCCCUUUAGGUAGUUGAAUAACUAUUCACUGAUAAAAAGCAUUACAUCAAAAUAAUUGCAGACAAAUGCAGAACAAGUUAUAGUUCAUGAAAAAGUCGUGGUGAUUAAUGCCCUUAACAUUUCCCAAAUUAUUUUCCUAUGGGAAUUUAUUGCCUCUAAUGGUGUUCAAAUUCUUUUACUUAAUAAUUUGAUAUCCAUUUAUCUUCCAAUAAUUCAGAACUGAAGUAUCUGAACGUUAGCUUUCAUUCCGUACCACGUGCUGCAGAAUUGUAAUGCUGCCUGCUUUUUAAAAGAGUGUUGAAGUGUCCAAUGAAAUACGUCUCAUCUGCACAACUUUUUGGCCUUGCACUGAAACCAGUCUUGAAGUGCAAAGUGCAAGAUGCAAAAGAUAAAGUGAAAAGAAGAAAAGAAAUAUCAAGUCAAAGAACAUUUUGCCUUACUUUUUACACUGAAGCUUAUAGCCCAAAGGCUCAUGGCUGGAUUCACAGAGCUUCAGCAUAUAACAAUGGUUUGCUGUUUACAAACCGAAUUACUCAAAUAACAGGGUAAACAAAAAUAUAAUAAUAAAUGUUUCAUUAAGUUUUAGUAUGAGCAAGCUAAAUUACCAUCUGUGACACAAUAAACAUGUAAUUGGUCCUUGUACCUGCGCUGUCUGUGUUACUUGCAUAGUAUUGACUCUGGCAAUAGCAAAGGCAACAAUUAAGUGCUGUGAGCUGAGCUAUCGGUUUUCACUUUCAAAGAAACCUUGAAGCUUUUAUAUUUAACAGCAAA